Messenger RNA from Pecten maximus, 3381 nucleotides. RefSeq names its product CD109 antigen-like. The record is from RefSeq and is a predicted model, not a curated record. Lineage: Eukaryota; Metazoa; Mollusca; Bivalvia; Pectinida; Pectinidae. Gene Ontology annotation, cellular component: extracellular region. Gene Ontology annotation, molecular function: endopeptidase inhibitor activity.
AUGAAGUCCGCAGUACAUCUGUUCGUGGUGGUGGUGUUACUGGCUACGUCGCUUGCAGAAGAUUCAUAUUUCUUACUGGCACCAAAAACCAUCCGACCAGGUCAACCCUUAUCUGUAUUUGUUCGGAUACUGAACGCUACUGGACCAGUUGAAACAGAUAUACGUGUUUUAAAUUCCGAAAACGAAGAAAUUGCAGAAGUGUCGGACACCAUAUACCCUGGUAUACCUAAGGUCUUAGAAUUGCAGGACUCGGAAAAUAACAGAAUCAAGCAAUGGAUUGACUACAGUGAUCCACCUUCAAGUGUAUUUAAAGGCGAACUACAACUGAGCGAGGUUACCAACACAGGGGUCUGGAGAAUAUCCGUACAACAAUUGAGUACGAAACAAGAUAAGACAUUUGAAGUAAGAGAGUUUGUACUGCCGAGAUAUGAAGUAAACCUUAAAUUGCCUUCGUUCGGUGUGACAACUGAUGAUUUCUUUACCGGUAAAGUUUCAGCAACGUACACAUUCGGAAAGCCUGUCAAAGGAGAGCUCAUCGUGCUAUUGGAAAGGACAUUUACCAGCGACCACAAAAUUGAACUUCACUUCAAGGACCUACGUGUUACCCAGCAAGACGACACCUCUCUAUCCAAUACCACUGGGGAGGUCAACAUCACUAUAAGUUAUUAUGUACAACUGAAACCUCCGCCAAAUCCUCCAAGGACAGACGAACUAACACCAGUCAUUAAAAUCUUCCCUGAUCCGUUUCCUGAUCGCACGAUACGAAAAUAUCUACCCUCAAUUCUCAAAGAUGUCCCAAAAAAUGGAAUCGUUGAAUUUGACGUCACGAUUCCUUCAGAUGCUGCACCAGAUUCAAAUGUCAAUAUCAUGGCGAGUUACGGAUCUGCAUCAGCGUAUCUGUACCUGAGAAGAGCAAGGUCGCCAAGCAAUACGUAUUUACAAGUUCGAUUGAAAUCCAAAUCGUCAGGCCUCAAGGCUGGAAAACGGGCCAGAUUUGUAUUGAAGUCGACGGAGAAAAUGUCCUUAGUGGAUUUUCAGAUUUUAUCUAAAAACGUAUUGGUCGACUACGGCCACGUGGACGGGAACAGAAAGACUUCUAAAACUUUCAAUGUAAGGUUAACACAACUGAUGGCACCAAGAGCGACACUGUUGGUCUACUUCGUUCGGGAUGAUGGAGAAGUUGUCACCGACUCCAUCACCAUCAAUGUUGAAGGAAUAUUCCAAAAUGACGCGUCUCUAAGCUUCAGCAAGAAGAGGACAAAACCGAACACGAAAGUUAAGCUGAAUCUAAAGGCUGCAAAAGGGUCAGAAAUGCAUGUAUUAGCAAUAGACAAAAGGGUCCUUCUACUUAAGAAGGGAAACGACAUAACACAAAGUGAUGUUCAAAAUGAACUUCAACUUUUUGACGAUCAGCCAACUUUUCCGUUCAGAUUCUUUCGCUGGUUUCCUAUUCCCAAUGAUGGAACUGAUGCAUUUUCCGUUUUCCAGGUAAUUUCCAAAGAUAAUGGAAAAGCAACACUGUCUCGUAAAGUACCCGACAGUAUAACCACAUGGGUAGCAUCAAUGUUUGCAGUCGAUACUAACACAGGCCUUGGUGUAGCUCCGUCAACAGCAGAGAUCACAGUUUUUCUAAACGAGUUCAUCCAAAUUACGAUGCCACGUUCUGCCAUUAGAGGAGAAAUGAUUGUUGUCCAAGUAGAUUUCUUCAAUUAUGGCGACAAAGAUAUUGAAACAGUUAUCAUACUGAGGAAAACAAAGGAAUUCUUUUUCUCGGAUGCGGAUGGGAAGAGCUUUACUCCAAAAAAUCCUCAAUUUCCUGGAGCAUGGGCUAAGACGAUAACAGUAAAGUCUAAUGAUAUCGGAUCGGCAUUCUUCCCGAUUGUACCUCUUGUGAUUGGAGACAUGAACAUCACUGUGUUGGCAAAAGCAAAGAAGAAAAGAGGCACGAAAUUAAAAGCUAUCGAUGCGAUCAAAAGGCCUAUUAAAGUUAAAGCCGAAGGUGUUCGUCAAUCAUACAGCAUCCCGUCUUUGAAAGUCUUGAAAGGUGACACUGUGACAGAGUCGUUUAAUAUAACCUUCCCCGAAGAUCAUGUCCCUGGAUCAGAACAUAUAACGGUCUCCGCAAUAGGUGACAUUAUGGGUCCAUCUUUGGCUGGUAUCGAGGAUCUUCUACAGACGUCCUACGGUUGUGGAGAACAAAAUCUACUGAAUUUUGUACCCAAUGUAUUUGUCACAAAGUACCUCCGUGCCACCAAUCAGCUCACAUCGGAAAUCAAGACAAAAACUGAUAAGUUACUUACUGCUGGCUACCAGAGGGAAUUGAAAUUCAAACACACGGAUGGAUCGUUUAGUGCUUUUGGGGAUAGAGAUCCCAGUGGAAGCACGUGGUUAACAGCUUUUGUUUUAAAAGCAUUUGCUCAGGCGAAAAACGAGACGUCUAUUGAGCCUAAUGUGAUGAUUGCCGCCAUAGGCUUCCUUUUGAAACAACAAACUAAGGACGGGUCGUUUGAUGAACCUGGAAAUGUGAUUCACAAAGGAAUGCAGGGCGGAUCCAUUUCAUCUUCUAGGGCACGUACUGCAUUUGUGCUAAUAGCGCUAGCAGAGGCCAAAAGAAUGGGUUUUGUAAAUGCAGAUAUUUCAGAACAAGUCGAUGCAGCCAUUGAAAGUUCAAUCACCUUUAUUACAAAUGGAGGUAUUGAAAGUUUUAUCAACACGUAUGAGCUGGGAAUCGCCAUCUAUGCUUUGACAUUGGUUAAGAGAGAUUUGUCGAUACUCGAAGACAUGUUUUUAGAGUUGGAGAUAAGAGCAACAGUUGAGGGUGGAAAGAAGUACUGGAUUCUGUCUGAUGAAGAAGCCGAGGCUGUGUCUCCCUACAAGUCCAGUUGGCGACCUCCAGUAACAAGGUCAAGGGCACUCGAUAUUGAGGUGACGGCUUAUGUGAUGCUAGCUUAUGUGGAGAAGAACGACACAAUAAACGGCCUGCAGAUUUUAAAAUGGUUGGUGACACAGCAAAAUUCAAGAGGAGGAUUUAUUUCAACACAGGACACAGUUGUCGCCCUUCAAGCGUUAGCGAGCCUGGCGGAACUUGUCUAUGAGGAUAGCUUUAGUUUGACCGUUACUGUAGAAUCAUCUCCUGGAUCUUUCAGUCACAUGUUCACAGUUACCAACAGCAAUGCUCUAGUGUUACAGAUCGCAGAGAUUCCGUAUGAGCAAAAUAUUCAGGAAUUGACAGUCACUGCAACCGGGACAGGAAUUUGUUUAUUGGAGGUGUCAGUGUUAUUCAACGUAGAGGAAGAGCUUCGCGUACCCGCCUUUGCCAUGAAUGUCACGUUGAGAAAUGACACAAUGGAGGGUUUCAAGCUAGAUAUUUGCUUCAGGUAA